Batrachochytrium dendrobatidis JAM81 is the source of this 1395-nucleotide messenger RNA. RefSeq lists its product as uncharacterized. NCBI's taxonomy places the organism in Eukaryota, Fungi, Chytridiomycota, Chytridiomycetes, Rhizophydiales. Gene Ontology annotation, molecular function: oxidoreductase activity, acting on paired donors, with oxidation of a pair of donors resulting in the reduction of molecular oxygen to two molecules of water. Gene Ontology annotation, biological process: unsaturated fatty acid biosynthetic process. The transcript has 3 exons. The record is from RefSeq and is a predicted model, not a curated record. The coding region runs from base 72 to 1316 and encodes 414 amino acids.
GUUGUAGGCAGUCGGACUGGUUUGGGAACAUAUUCAACACUGUUACCACUUAUUAACGUCAACAUCAAAUAAUGACUGUGAUUCAGCGUACAUCUGCCAACACAACCGUCGGUUGUGCCAAGCAACUAACUAAAAAUGAACGAUCCACUAUUAAAAAAACGAAUUGUUCUUUGCCUGGUCGUCUAGCUGAUAAAAAGGCUGCCGAGUCUUGGAAACCGCCCCCAUUCACUUUGAAGCAAGUGCGAGAUGCCAUUCCAGCUCACUGUUUUGAACGCAACACUUUGCGUUCUUUUUCUUACAUCAUUCAUGACGGCGUACUUGCAUCCAUCUUGUUCUAUGUUGCUACGUUUAUUCCGCGACUGCCGUUAUGGUACCAACUUGCCGCAUGGCCUGCUUACUGGUGGUGUCAGGGCAUUGUCUGCACUGGUUUAUGGGUCAUUGCUCACGAAUGUGGUCACGGUGCAUUUUCUCCUAGCACUACUAUCAAUAACAUCACUGGGUUUAUUAUCCACUCUGCUUUACUUGUCCCCUAUUUUUCGUGGAAAUACACUCACUCCAAGCAUCAUAAAGCUACAGGCCACAUGACCAAAGAUCAGGUCUUCGUUCCUACUCUACGCAGCGAAAUAGAAGAUUCAAUGAGCGACGCUGAUUUUGAAAAAGCUUACAGCCAUGACGACGACGAUGAUCAUCCUCUUUCCGAAAUGGCUCCAAUCUUUCUUCUUUUCGAGAUUUUCCGCAUGCUGUUUUUCGGAUGGCCUUCAUACAUCCUGGCUAAUGUUUCUGGUCAGCGUUACUCGGGCUGGGCAUCUCAUUUUAAUCCUGCUGCCAAAAUGUUUGAGCCAAAACAGUUUGACCACAUUAUCAUGUCUUGUGCUGGCGUGAUAACAGCAAUUGCUGGCCUCGUCUACCUCGGUCAUAUCUACGGCUCAAUGAACGUAAUCUUCUACUACGUUGUUCCAUACAUCUUUGUCAACUUUUGGCUUGUGAUGAUCACAUUUCUUCAGCAUACAGAUCCACUUGUUCCUCAUUUCCGCAACAACGAAUGGGACUUUCUUCGCGGUGCACUUUCCACUGUCGACCGUGACUACGGUAUCUUGAACUACUUUCACCAUCACAUCGCCGAUACCCACGUUGCUCACCAUCUCUUUUCUACCAUGCCGCAUUAUCAUGCUCAAGAAGCCACAGAGGCUUUAAAAAAGGUUGUUGGAGAAUACUAUCUGUACGACAAUACCAACAUCUUUGAAGCUGUGUAUCGAUCACAGAAGUUGUGUCGGUUUGUCGAAGAUACCGGCGAUAUCGUUUGGUUCAAGUAUUAACCAUGAGUAGUGAAAAUGGGUUAACCUGCAUUAAAGAUUCUAAACGAUAAAUAAAUCAAACACGUUAUUUUGAGUUUUG